Messenger RNA from Sparassis crispa, 1791 nucleotides. RefSeq lists its product as hypothetical. Lineage: Eukaryota; Fungi; Basidiomycota; Agaricomycetes; Polyporales; Sparassidaceae. The coding region runs from base 1 to 1791 and encodes 596 amino acids. The transcript has a single exon. The record is from RefSeq and is a predicted model, not a curated record.
AUGGCCUCCCCCGCCUCCCCUUCGGUACCGUCUACUGGCACCGGUUCUGCUCGCGCCAAUUGGGGUAGACACGGCGAUCCUGGGGCAGCAUUUCGAGGACUCAGCAAGGGUAGAGGCAGUGGUCAUGGAGGGAGAGGCCGGCGUGGUGGACGCCGCGGCGGCAAUGGCGGAGGCAGAGGAGAGCCUUCCACGCUUGUCGACGAAGCCCCAAACAAACCGAGUGCCGAUCAGACCAAGGAGAAGCUGCCGCCAACGGAUGCGCCUAAAGCUGCCGCACCUCCAGCCCCUACGCCUAGUGCACCAUCAACCAAGCCAGGUCAGUCAAAGCCACCAACAAGAAAACCGUCAGAGCAUAAACCAUCCAGGAAGGCUUCCAUCGCUAGUGCAGAUACAUCCACAUCCGCCCAGACUUCCGCAGCGUCGAGCAAUCCUUCAAUAGGCCGGCGAAAGCGGUCAUAUACCCGGAACAAAGGAGGACCUACUGCGGCUCCUUCAAAGCAGUCUCUAUCUACCCAAUCGAGCUAUAGCCAGCUCUGUGCUGAGAGACCUGCACUAGUUGCCAAAGACCCCCCCCCUCACCUGAUGCCUCCCCCCUCGACACCCACGUUCAACAUCAAGAACGACAUCGAUGCUUUGGUGGAACGUGUUCGUGCAGGCGCAAUGGACCGUCCUUCCACCCCAGGCAGUCACAUCGACUGGGCGAGUGACGAGGAUGACAGUCUUCCCGAUCUUCCCGACUGGGGUCUCGCAUCCAAUCGAUCCAAUGGAUCCAGGAGAGAAAGUGUCAUCUCUCCAAUAUUGGAGGAUACGCUUAAGCCCCUUCCAAGUUUGGAUCUAGGGACUCCGGUUAUUGUGAUGUCACACGAUCCGGAAGAUGUUGUUGUUCUGCCCGAUAUGUCCGUGUCGAGAGAACAUGAUUUCAAGACGUCUGAAGAAACAAGGGAAGCUGUUCCCCAUGUUAUGACAGCUUCUUCUAUCGUACAGGAGAAACAAGCGGAAGACAGUCAUGUUGGAAAGGGUGGCGAGGCUACCUCCGAAUCCCUGGAGGACCUUGCCUCCAAGGUGGAAGACGACGCCAAGACAGAUGUAUCGUCAACUGUAGCAACGACGGACUCGCCCGGUUUGUCCACGCGGCAGACGACAUUGGAGAGCUUGUCCCCGCCUAAGGCGGCAGGAAAACUUCCAAUACAUCCCUCGCUCCCUCCCAAGCCAUUUACCCAUUCGGUAUCCUCAAAACAACCCCCUCGAGCUGAGCCCGUGUUAAGUGUUCCGCGUCCUGAGCCAAUAGUGGUGGAGCCACCGUUCGAAAGUGGACUGGCACAGUCAAUACAUGCGCCGGGCGCGAAGUCGGCUCCCGUGGAAGCCUCCUCUACGAAGAGCCGUUCCACGGAGCGUGGGCUUGCAGCGUCAAUGCAUGUGCCAUUGCCAUCCGCACCCAGCCAGUCUUCCAAUCAUCUCUCGCCUGAUGCCUCCUAUCACACGCACAACCGCUCGCGCACGCUAGGACGCCUCGGUCACCGCCAGCCGUAUACCGCGCCUGCGUCUGGCUUUUCCGGUCAUCAUUCGGAUCCUGACCGGGAGCGGCCGUUCUCAGCGAACAUCUCGCAUCAUGCGCGCACGCACUCCACACCGCCGACGGGCCCGGGGACCGCCACAGCGCAUGCUCGCACUGUGCACGCUGCCAGACCUGUUAUCACGGUCGAUGCGAUCUCCAGGCUCGCCAGGACGCUGAAUGCGGCCGGUAUCAGACGGGAAGCACCUGCGGUGACCGUGGCGAAGGAUUCAAGUUGA